This is a messenger RNA of Biomphalaria glabrata, 3092 nucleotides long. RefSeq lists its product as uncharacterized. NCBI's taxonomy places the organism in Eukaryota, Metazoa, Mollusca, Gastropoda, Planorbidae. The record is from RefSeq and is a predicted model, not a curated record. The coding region runs from base 319 to 1320 and encodes 333 amino acids. The transcript is spliced from 4 exons.
CGGAAAUUUCCAUUUCGGCCGAGAGAGUUCAAUUGACGCCGGUAGUAAGUUAUCCUUCUCUUUAUGAAGUCAUUUAUUUUGAUCAUUUUGUUCUCACAAAGUAAAUCCACAAUACAAAAAGUUAUUUUAAAUGCUAAAUUUAUCGACAACCAAAUACAUCUGAAGUUUUAUUAUGAAAAAAAGUGAGAAUACUAUAACAGCUUGAACUUUUUCAUUAAUACAUUUAACCGAUUGCAUUUUGUUCUUGUUACAUUGAAAUCAGCAUUGUCAAAACACUAUGCACAAACUAUCAAUAAAAACCCGAUUGUCUAGAGUCAAAUGGACCAAAGCAGUGUUAAUAGUGACUGUAAUAGUCUUUGUGUUUAUACUCAGGAAACGGGUGAUCAUGAAACUCAGGAGUCAGAAGGUGGAGAAGCUGAUCUAUGCAAACAUUUCGUUAGAUGUAAAAAAAAUCCAGGCCAUAAACAGUUUAUACCUAUAGACACAUUCACCUUGAAACAUUUACCUGAAGGGCAUCAAGACAAUGAUUUGUAUGAGUAUAUAAAAGUUAUAGCUGACCAGACAGUCAGAGUAAAUGUUAAAAUGAAGAGCCCACACAGACCAAAAUUUUGGACUGAUUCAUUUCAACAUUAUCCCUUUUAUAACAUGAGGAAUAUAAGAAACUUGAGGACAGGAAGUGGAAGAGUUUUGUAUGUAAACAAGUAUCAAGAUAAAGUCAGAAAAGAUGGAGAUAUUCCAUGUAGUGACUACAAAAAGUGUUGGUGUAGAAAUUGUGAAGAUUCAGACUCACCCAGCAAUAUAUGGUGGGAAUUUUAUGUGCACACUGCCACACAUGUGGUUUUUGAUGAGAUUGAGGCCGAACACGUGACCAUAAGAUUGUUUUAUAAUAGAGAUGAUAGUCCUGCUUUUAGUUUUGAUAAGGUCAAUGUUGUUAACGCUAAUAUUGCAUGUGACCUGUGCUGGCUGAAAUGUGUGACAUGUGACAAAACCUUAGGAGAAAAAAUGAUGAAAAUUUGGAAAAAUUAUAAAAUUGUCUGGAAAAAUGUCGCGACUAAAUAUAAAAAAUCCAGAGAUAUACAUAAGUUGACUUUCAUAGUGUCACACCCUCAUGGAUGUUCUAAACAGGUUAGUUUUGGCCAAUGGAAGGACAAACUAAAGGUGGGAGCAAGAACAAAGUUUACUUACACAACUAGUACAUGUCCAGGAAGUAGUGGUGCCUAUGUCCAGUGUGUUGGUUACAAUGACGUAUGGGGCAGAUUUGGUUUUGUUCACAGUGGGUCAAAAGCUGGAUUAAAUUACAGUUGUGCUGGCCGCGUAUAGUGUGGUGUUUCACCUGUGACGUAGAAAUAAGUUUCUUUAAUUAUAAAACGCUUUGAAUUUUUUAAAUCUUAUACCUGCUUGUAAAACAAUAAUUCUAUUAUAUGUAUAUAUUAUGAAAUAUAUAUUCCAAGAUAUAUAGUUAAAAAUGUAUUACGUUUCAAUUAACACAAUGUAAAACGGAUAACAUUUAUAGAAAUCAAUAGAUUGAUACAAUACAAUUUCUUUGCUUCUUUAACACUUUUGUUUUGGGAAUAUUUAGAUCUAAGUCUACCAGUUUUGCAUCAUUUUUGUUUAUGGAUAACUUAUCUUAAAAUUCUCACUUUAAUCUUUGACAACGCUGUUUAAAAAAAUAUGAUAAUGUUAAUACUAUAUUGAUAAUGACAUCUCUUUCUCCCUCGUUCUCUCGCUCAUUCUUUUGUAGUUCUAUGUCUUUCCGUCGCUGUCGCGCUCUCUCUCUCUCUCUGUCUUCCUCCCUGAAUUACUAUUCCUUACUUUCUCUCUGCAGUUCUCUUUCUGCUUUUCUUUCUCUGUCUUUCUUUCAAUACGAGUGCUGUCAGAUUAAUUUAAAUGCCAUUUAAUUAAAGUUUCUAGAUCAGAACAUCAGCAAACUUUAAGUCUUGAGUUAUCAUAAAAUUCAAAAAAACAUUUUUUAGCAUCAACACAUCAACAACUUUUAAACGUUUAAAAACAUUUAAGAAAAAAAUAUCUUGUGCUGUAGAACCAACUGUAUAAAUGAGACUUAUUCUCAAGAAGCGUACCUACAUAAUUAUUAGUAUUCAACUAACGCUUGAAAGUAUUUUUGGUUUUAAACGUUUAAAAAUUCGUGAUUUUAUUCAGUUAGUUUUCUUACUAUUUUUUGUGUCAAACCACGUUAACGCACAUUGAUGUCCCGGCAUAUUGAUAAUUCCUCUACAUGAGGUACACAAAAAUUACUUACUGAGUAAAUAGAACAACUAAGCACUUUUUACUUUCAAAAAAAAAAUAAUAAUCAGUUAUAUUUAGCAAAGCGAUCUAUUUAUUUUUUUCAAUUUCAUCCCAAUACGUUUUCAUAAAUUCAACCUAGAAAUGAUAAAUAUUACUUAUUCGCUUUAACUUUAAUCACUUUAAUAGUUUCUUAGGGUGCGUAUCUUUCGUUCUAAUCUUCCUGAAAUCCAAUCUGCACUUGCUAGCAUUCUAUUCAUAGUUAAAUAUAUAUUCCGUUAAAUCACAAGAAGAGAUUUUCAAGAUCAUUAAUAUCAAUUCAGCAAGAAAAAAGAUUUAUCAUCUAAUUUUAAUGUCAACGUGGAUGACGUGAUAGCAGUCAUAUCCCAUUCCGUCUUACAUUUCUCGCACCUUUUUCUUCAACGUCCAAUAGCAUAUCUUUAAAUAACAAUCUUUUCCAUCCUGCUAGUUAUCAAGUUCAACACAGAAGAAGACUAAAUGAGAAAGCUGGCAAUCUUGCGAUUUCAAAAAUUACCUUAAGAAUUGUUGUAAAGCAAACAAUCUCGUCGCACUGACCUUGGGUUGUUUGCAUAUACUGUCGGUUUGUCGUAAAGCAGUCUUUUGUAGUUGCAACUGUCAACUAUUCUCGACCAUGCUUUUCUUAUUGUUGCAUAAGUGUGUACUAUGAAUAGGUCGAAUAAAGAAUACGAAAGAAGUAAUUCAUUUCAUUGUCUUUGUAAAAAGUCUGUAACUUGUGUUGUUUUUAUGCAAUGCCUGCAAUUAAUCUGACUUUUGUUCCGGAAUAAAUGCAAAUUGGUAAAUCAUUUAUGUAAAUUAAAAAAAGAAGUGGA